This is a messenger RNA of Corythoichthys intestinalis (scribbled pipefish), 3762 nucleotides long. Its product is annotated as outer dynein arm-docking complex subunit 1-like. The record is from RefSeq and is a predicted model, not a curated record. NCBI's taxonomy places the organism in Eukaryota, Metazoa, Chordata, Actinopteri, Syngnathiformes, Syngnathidae. The transcript has 15 exons. The coding region runs from base 469 to 1881 and encodes 470 amino acids.
UACACAGUCGCUGCGUGACGUCACGAACUGAUCAUCCGCCGAGCUCGGACGUGACACCUAGCGUUAUUAUCAACCUUCACCCACAGUCGACGUGCAACGUGGGUAAACAAGAAGCUUGCCCGCCUGCGUGAGCUAAACGAUAACCGGGGAAGAGAAAUGAUCUGGACGGUGUUCCCCCGAACCCCUCCCCGUUAGUUGUGCGUCAGCUUGACGUCACUCACCACAAUGACGAGGCGGACGAGCACUUUGCGGACUGUUGGACGUGUUGCUACGUGAGCUAGCAACCGGAGCUAAUCUCAGCGAACCUGCAGGGGGAGACAAAGCAGUAUUAUCAGACUGGAGGUGGGCUUACAUUCUAAUGAAACAUGAAACGGUCUGCCCGAGGUCGUUCACAGGAGGAAAAUCCUGAAAAUGACCUGCACAAACUGAAGCAACAAUAUGGCCAAGCAGUAAAAGAUAAACAAGCAUAUGAUAGGAAAAUUCAAAGCCUCCUCGAGAAAGACAGGCAACAGGGAGAUUCAGAGGCUCCAGACUGAACAUGACGAACUAUUACACAUCCUCACCAUCGCGCAAAGCAAUUCCAACCAAAAGAAAGAAGUGAAUGCUGCUCAAGAUCUUGAUAACCUUUUGACCAGUGAGGAAACUAUAGAGGAAGAGCUACUCACAAACAAAGCCAAAUUGGCAUCUUAUAAAAAGGAGAUUUUAGAAUGGGAGAGGAAGCUGGUAGCUCAGAGGGGAGGGAGUGCACCUCAUAAUACAAAAUGUGAAGACAACUCAAUAAAGGAUAUCUUGUCAAAAGAGGACAAACUGUACAAGGGUCACAUAUGCUUCAAUGAGCUGAUGAUAAGAAAUGGGCAAUUGAAAAAGGAACUUGAUAUUCUGGAAAUGGAGAAGAAUGAGUUCCUGCAAAUUCAAACUCAGCUGAAAAAGGACCUGCAUAACAUUCGUAAGGAAAUUUCUGACUUGAGCGCUAUGUGUACAAAAGCCAACAAUGCCAGCGUUGCAAUCCAGAUAAAGCAGAAGAAGUUGAAGGAACAAAAAGCUCAGUUUGAUGCACAGUACACUCAAACAACAAUCAAUUUAGAGCAUGAAAUUGCCACGCACUGCAACCUUGAGGCUAUGGUAAACAUCAAGAACGCCGGCGACGAGGGUUCCGACCGCGAAAAAGAGGAUCUGCUGGAGCAGCUACAGAAAUUGGCAAAUUUGGAAGAUGCCAUCCGGAAUAUUUUGAUAGAGACCGGGGAGAAUGACCUUGACACACUGGUGGAAAACUUCAUAGCAAUGGAGGAGGAGAACUAUUCUUUACUGAGCUUUGUCAACUAUCAGCACUGGGACAUUGAGGCCCUUAAACAGGAGAACGCCGAGCUUCAAAAGGAGUGCGAGGUCUUUAUUGCUAACCGAAAGCAGCAGGCAGAGGACCGCAAAACACUUCAGACGGCCAUUACCACCAAGCAAGAGAAGAUCGAGGAGCAGCUGUCCGGCUACGAAAAGCGAAUUGACGUCCUGGAAAAUAUCUUAGAUCGUCUUAAAAAAGGCAUCCAAACAAUACUUGACAUCACCUAUGACACUAAAGACAUGGCUAGCACGUUGAGUUCUUCUGACAGAGCCCUGGAUGAGCACAUGGCAGCUUGUUUAAAGCUAGUGGAGGAAAAAGUCAAUGGUUACCUCAAUCUGCAGUCCGUUAUUGCCUUCCAGGAGAGCUUAACGCAGUGUGAGCUCUCUAACGAUGGAUUUGGUUCUAUAGCGGAUCAACUGCGAGGGAAGGGGAACACCCCAGCACCUUCCACCCCACAGACUGAUGAGGACAAAAACCGUCCGAAAGGCAGUCGUUCAGGAAGCAAGGGAGCAAAUGAAAAGAUGGCUUCCUACAGCAGCUCAUAAGCUGAUUCAGACAGAAAGACACGAGGACCAGGGGUCCGUUUUGUGCAUAGUACUUGCACCAACAUUAACAUGCUGCCCUGCACUGGCCAUUCAUGCUUGGAUAAUGGCAGAAAUUGAGGCCAGUCCUUAUGUGCAGAUGUUUCCAUGUGGUGUACUGCAGCGUUUACGCACACGUUCAUUUUUAGUAUGGAUCCUAUGCCGUGUUUUGUAUCGGGCCACAGAUGAACGCCUCCUGAAUGAAGUGACCAGCGGCGGCCUGCUCACAAACUCACAAUUGUGGACUGAGAAAAAGACACUCAACUUCUAAAUGAAACUAUAUGUAUGUAACAUGAAUAUGAAGAAGUCAUUAGAGGUAACCCGAGAGGAGAAAAAAAAUCCAAACAUGAGGGCCUCUCAGAACAUGGUUGGUUUUAAGAAGCACAGUGCCCACCAGAACUGAGUCAACGAGUGGGCAUCUUAUUGUUUUCACACAGCAAUGGGGAAGUUAAUGCACAGCUGUUGAGAAAAUGGACUUAAAGGUCAAAACAAAAGGAGACCUAUAAUUGAACCCUGGCAACCACAAGGGGAGGAUUGAAGGGCGAUCUCAACCCCUGUUUGGGUUCCUUUAAAUAGCUCAAAGCAGCAAUUACUUGGUGAUCCAGACCUUUGGACUACCUGACAUGCUUCACAGUGCUUGCCACCGGGCGUUUAGUGCUAAAAAAAAAAAAACAUUCGGAAAGAGUGUGCACAUAUACAAUCUUAAAAGUCUUAUUUCAAGUAUUGCCUUAAUUCGGUCAAUAUGAGACUUCAUCUCAAAGCCAGGUGACAUUCAAAUUAAGGAUAGAAUUGAAUAAUGAACAAAAUAUUAAACAUGUAUGCCACCAAAACCUUUGAUUCCUUAGUAUUUCUAUAUUCAUAAACUACCAAUGACUGCGAUUGACGUCCAAGCCAUUGGACCUGGUAGGUAUUGGCAGUAAAUGAGUUAGAUUAAACGGUAAACUAUUUUAUGAUUAAUCAAUAAAUUUGAUAGAUUAAUCUGGUGGCCAAUUUUGCGAUUACAGUAAACUACUUUUGUAAUUAAAUGUUAAUAUUGCCAUUACAAAUGGACUGGUCAUUGGUGCUGAAACAUGAUCAGUUGCAAUUACUGAGUUAAUGAUAGAUUAAUCUGUCAAAUAAUUUUCAUAUUAAACAACGAUUUUGAUAUUCAUCUGUUGACUCAUUUUGUCAUGUUUCGAUUAAUCUCUGAAUUCUUAGGUUAGUGCAAAUGGAUUGGGCUUCUAUCAAUCAUUGGCAAUGAAACAUGAUCACUGGCAGUGAAUAAGUUAAAUCAUUACUAAUGCAAAUAUUUUAUGAGAUCAUCAAGAGUGGUCGAAGUGAACAACACUGCUUUCCCGUCGUGAUCGUUCUGCCUCAAACACCAGCAAGUGGCUCUUCAGUGUCUCCUCAGGACCAGAAGCGAUGAAUGAUGGGUCAUUGUUCUGUGCAAAAAAAAAAAGCAUAUUACUGUUAAAUUAUUUCUUUGCAUGAAAGUUGCCUGCAAUGCACAAUAAAUAGAGAACAUGACAAUGAGGACUCACAGUCACAGCAGAAAUGAAGGCAUCCAUCAAAUGGUAAUCUGCUUGAGCGUGUCCAUGCAGACCAUAUAGAGCGGGCCCUUCCGUGUUGGCUACAUGUUUGGUGGUUUUCUGGGUCAGGAAGUUGUACACAUAAAUCUUGUCAUCUGUAUAUGACAACUCACCCUGAAAAGUAACGGUAUUGCUUGAGUUGUCAUUUUCAUACACUGUGAAAACCUCCUCAAAACCAGUUAAAUUCGCUUGUUUUCAGUGUAAAUCUAGAAAUAAGUGAACAUAUCUGCCAGUGCUUCCAAGUAAAUUUUACUUACAUUUCUCGAAAUAAGAAAUA